GCCGCAACCGCACGACGCUCACCUACAUCGCCGCCGCCGCCGUGGGCAUGGUGGGCUUGUCCUACGCGGCCGUGCCGCUCUACCGCCUCUACUGCCAGGCCACGGGCCUCGGCGGGACGACGAGCGCCGGGCAGGGCGAGGAGCGCAUCGAGAGCAUGAGGCCAGUCAGGGAGCGCGUCGUGAAGGUCACGUUCAACGCGGACGUGCACACCAGCAUCCAGUGGAACUUCCGGCCGCAGCAGACCGAGAUCUACGUGGUACCAGGAGAGACUGCACUGGCCUUUUAUAAAGCAAAAAAUCCUACGGACAAGCCCAUAAUUGGGAUCUCUACCUACAAUGUUGUGCCCUUUGAAGCAGGACAAUAUUUCAAUAAAAUACAAUGUUUUUGUUUUGAAGAACAGCGGCUUAAUCCUCAAGAGGAAGUAGACAUGCCUGUCUUUUUCUACAUUGAUCCAGAAUUUGCAGAGGACCCUAAAAUGGCUAAAGUUGAUUUGAUCACACUCUCUUACACAUUUUUUGAAGCAAAGGAAGGACAAAAGUUACCACUUCCAGGAUAUCAGUAAUAGGCAAUGUCUUGGACUUCUGCUGCAUGGUCAACAGUUUUGAGACCUUUUCCCAUGGAAAGAGAUACUCUAAGAACAACACACAAGUAGUCUGCAGUGUGAAAUUAAAUUAUUAAACCACUGUGGGCACAUGUUGCUGUUCUGACAGAUUUUUUUCUAUUUUUUUUUAACUCAUGCAGUUACAAUUGCCAUAGGAACAGUAUUUUUAUCAUCAGAACACAAGGACUCUCUAAAGGCAACUGUCAUCUCUUCCAAUGAUGCAUGUUAUAUGAAUGUGAGGAAGCAGAUCUCUAAAUCCAAGGGCAAACUGAGAUUAUCAGCUAUUUUCAAAUUAACAGAUUGUUAAUUAAAGUUAAUUGAAUUAAAGUUAAUUAUCUGAAGUAAAUUGUUAAAGUUGCAGUCCUGGAUCUGAAGAAUAACUUCCAUUUACUUUGUAUUUUCAGUGAUUAAACUUUUACAGUAAAAUAACAUGCUUAAUCAAUUCAAGAAAUCUCAAGCCAAAAAUUAGAGUAAAUUGUUAAGUUAUCCCCCUGCAGCAGAGGAGAAUAUGAUUGAGUAGAUGCUGCUGCUGCCUCUUCAGUUAUUACUGAAUCAGUAGUUUAUUUGGUAAGAGCAGACAGCUCUGGAACUGUUACUAUUUCAAUGUGAGGUGAAAUAAAUUAAAGGUAAGCUUUUCAGAAUUGUGGGCUCCUUGCAGAAGUGUCUGAGACUUAAGAUGGAACUCAUCUUUUUGUCUUUGUGCCCUUUCUGCAGGGUUUGCAUUUCUUAACGUUUGGAUAUUCUGUUCAAGUCAUUUAAAUUUGGUACUAAUUACUGCUCUCUCACCACUGAGAGGAGGCCCAAUCCCUGGGACUUGUAAAUAGAGGGAAAUUAGGUGUGUGUCUGAAGUGCUUCAAAGGCAAAGGCAGGCCAUAAAAAGCUGUUCAGAAUUAACUCAAUAGGCAAAGGUGUCUGCUCGAAAACUACAGUCAGUCAACCACGCUCAGAGGUUAAAGGCAACAGAGCCUGCCCAAGAGCUUAUCAGGGGCUGAGAGGUACACAUAGG
Messenger RNA from Nothoprocta perdicaria, 1608 nucleotides. RefSeq names its product cytochrome c oxidase assembly protein COX11, mitochondrial. Lineage: Eukaryota; Metazoa; Chordata; Aves; Tinamiformes; Tinamidae. Bases 48 to 563 code for a protein of 171 amino acids. Gene Ontology annotation, cellular component: mitochondrial inner membrane. The record is from RefSeq and is a predicted model, not a curated record. The transcript has 4 exons. Gene Ontology annotation, molecular function: copper ion binding.